GAAGAGGCGGCCGCGAAAUCAGCUGGCGGGGUGAAGCGAGGCGAGUGAGAGCGACCAUAACAAUCCAGCGUGACUCCACACUGCUACAUUGUGCAACCAUAAGGCAUCCCUGGCAUUCUUUUGGGUAGUGAGCACCACGACAAUAAAGAACAUAAAAGAAGACAAAGGACAGCGGCCAAAGAAGUGAUUCAAAGCGUAACAUGUCCAAAGAAGAAGAGUUUUGAGGAAACAAAGCUGUGGUGAUUGUUGCUGCCACACCGCCACGUCUGUCAAUACUACACCACCACAUCACACAGCCACCAUGAUGCAGGAAAGGGCCCCCUCUAAGAAGCUGUCCAAGGCAGUGCUAGAGUUAAAGUUUAUGAAGAAGAGCAAGGAGAAGGCCUUGAUGCAGGAGGAGAAUGAAGAGAGAGAGCAGCUGUAUCAUGACCAGCUGUCAACACUGCAUGAAGGAGCGGAGAAGAUAGUCAUGAUCAACUCCUAUGUGGACUGCCUUAAAUUCCUCCCCUGUCGUCUGUCCUUUGGCGGCAUGGACCAAGACAUUGAAAAGCUGAACGAAGAGCGACUCACAGGACUGUACACUGUUACCAAACCUCCACCCAAAGAGUAUGUCACAGAGAUGGAUGCUGAUGUCUCUGCUAAGGACAUGGCAGCUCAGUACCACCCCAGGGCCCACAGACCCAGUGCAGCCCACCACACCCAGGAGGAGCAGGAAGAAGAAGCAGAGGAUUCCAACUAUGAUGCAACACCCAACAAGCUUUCUCAAGACCAAAACAAGCCUGAAAGUGGCAAUAUGAGGAAAAUUUACAGAGAUCGCUUUGAAGGAGGAGGUGGUGGUGGAAGAGGGACAUUUAGAGGUAGAGGUAGGGGUUUCAGAAGAGGAGGAAGGGGUGGUAGAGGAGGGAGGGGAGGCAGAGGAGGGAGGGGAGGCAGAGGAGGGAGGGGAGGCAGAGGAGGGAGGAGAGGCAGGGAUGAGCGAGAUGGGGGUUUUGCAGGAGGCCGAGGCAAGGAGAUAUACGUGAAGGAGGAGGGUUUCUGGGGAGGCAAGGAGACUCUGAAGGGAUGUCUAGGGGCUAAUACCACCAGAGGGAAGGGCAGGGGUAACAAGCGAGGCCAUGAAGGCAACCAAGGACACACACAGGAUAGUGAUGGUUGGGGCAAGAAGAAAUUCAAAGCAGAGAGGAACUAAAUCACUUCUUUGCACCAGGGACACUGACCAAGGGGGGAAAAAGUGGGGAGGAAGGGAAGCCAGCCCAAGUCUAUUUGCUGUUACCAAGAAUCAAGGAAAGUCAGAGCUUGGCCAGUUUAGCUUCAGUUUGUUGGAGUUUUGCAAUUGUCAGUAAUUCAGGACAGUCCAAACUUUACCAUACAAGAGACCUAAUAAAUUUGUUACUAUAAUGGUGACAAACUCAGGAAGGUCCCCCACAUACAAGAGACCUUUCUCAAAUCUGUGUGUAUAAGGAUGUCAGUAACUCAGGAUUGUUCCUUAAAUUUCACUAUUUCAGAUAAAUUUGUGGCUAUAAAGAUGUCAACCCUCUUACUUUGCCAUACAAGAGGUCUUUCAGAUAAAUUUGUGUAUACAGAUGGCAACACAGACUUUCCCUCCUUGCAUACAAGAGGCUUCCAAUAAAUCUGCCUACAGAGGAACCAAUAAUACAAGCUUUCUCUAAUACUCACAUACAAAAGGCUUCAGAUAAUUUGUCUAUACAGAAGGCAACAACACAAGAUCCCCAGAUGUUCACUCCCUGCUAACAAGAGGUAUUUCUGACCAUUUCAUUGACCUAGGUGCAGUGAGUACUUGAAUGUGGGAUGCAUUACACUGGUGCACCACAGCAGGACUCCAUGUCAAGGUGUGUUGUCAACUAAGGGUUAUUUUUAUACCAGAUCAAGUGAGUUGUCCAUGCUUAGAUGUCUUUGGAAUCAGCAUGUAUAUCCUCACUCUCCAAGCACACUUGACCCUUCUCGCCAUAGUGUGUUAAUGGUACUUUUAAUAAAAUCUCUUAAAGUGA
Messenger RNA from Scylla paramamosain (green mud crab), 2009 nucleotides. Its product is annotated as heterogeneous nuclear ribonucleoprotein U-like. Gene Ontology annotation, biological process: maturation of 5.8S rRNA. The transcript has 5 exons. Lineage: Eukaryota; Metazoa; Arthropoda; Malacostraca; Decapoda; Portunidae. The record is from RefSeq and is a predicted model, not a curated record. The coding region runs from base 302 to 1189 and encodes 295 amino acids.